Nicrophorus vespilloides is the source of this 1544-nucleotide messenger RNA. RefSeq lists its product as uncharacterized. The transcript has 3 exons. Lineage: Eukaryota; Metazoa; Arthropoda; Insecta; Coleoptera; Silphidae. The record is from RefSeq and is a predicted model, not a curated record. Bases 53 to 1531 code for a protein of 492 amino acids.
CGCACAUUCUCAUCUUUCAAAUCCGCCUCUCACUUGCUUUUCCAACAGCGAAAUGAACAGAACGAUAUUUUUUACGAUUUUCGCCUUAAUUUUGAUAAAUUAUGCAUCAGCAAAACCGAUUCUUGAAGCAGAACCUGAAUCACCGAACGCGAACGAAAUAACAACAACAAUUGAGGUCACAGAAAAACCGUCUACAAUUUUUAUGUCGUUUUUAGCCUUGUUGCUACCAAUUUCGAAACCAACAAUAAAUGAUGAAAAUCUUGAUAGUAAAACACCAGAAAUGCGUUUGCAACGAAUCGAAAGACAAGCGAAAUUAAUCAAUGGAACUGAAGAAGGAGAUGCGCCUUUUGUCUCAAUUUUACGUCAAAUUAUGACUACGGCUAACGCGUUAGAAAAACCCGCGUUGAUUGACGAAUCGGAAGCUCCGUUUGUCUCUACUUUACUGAUGAGAAUUUUACCAAAAAGUAAUGGUACAAUGAAUAUUAACGAGAUGAAAGAGUUUGUAUCAACUUUGCUGAAUUCCACGAAAACUAGAGUGUUUAAUGCAACUGAAAAACUGGAUGGGACAACUGAAAGAAUUGACAAUAAAGCUGAAAAUACAACUCAAAUAAGUGAUAAUAUCUCUGAAAAAACUUUGGAUGAAGCAACGGAAAGCAUUGAAAAUAAUUCUCAAAAAACUUCGACUGAUGAUAAUUCUGAAAAAACUGUGGAUUCGUUGAGUCUUGGAACAGAUGAUAAAACAACGGAAAUUGGUGAAAAAUUGAAUGAAAAAUCUGUGGAAAAAGAUGAUAAAUUAUUACGUGAGUUUGAAGAUUCGAUCAAAUUUUUAACUCAAAAUUUCGGUGGAAUCUUUCCGCCGCAACAAAUUCAAGAUAACGUAAAAGUGAAUCAACUGAGCAGUAAAACAGAUGUAGAAAAAGACAAACAUUUUGAAGAAUCAGGUAAUAACUGCGAUUUUCCUUAUCCCGCAGCUAUUGAUGAGGAAUCUGUUAAUGGUAUGAUGAAGAGAAGCGAAGGUUCUGGUUUGGAAAACGAUGAGAAUGAAGAUGUUGAUUACGAUUUGGUGAUUUUGGAUAAGAGGAUUAAAGGAAACGAUGCAAAUGAAACGAACGAAUUGAAAUUAUCGAAAAACGUGUUGGAAGUUUUCGAUGAAGUUGUGAAGAAUUUCAUGAAAGAUGAUGGGAUUAUGAUCAAAGUUGAAAGUGAAUCAGAUGAUGGUGUUUUGGUAAACGAUUUGUUGGGUUUAGAUGAGAAAUUGAAAGUUGAUGAGAAAAGUGAUGAUGAUGAUGAAAUUGUUGUUAAUAAUUUUGGAAAUGUUUGGUUUUUGGCUGGAAAAGUUGAUUUAGAUGAUAAGACUAACGUAAUUUUGGAUACAAGAAAUCAAGUGGAUGUUGAGGAAUCGAGUGUAGAUGAUGAAUUGUUGAUUAACGAUGAAGAAAAUGAAGUUGGUGGUGAAGGAUUCGAGGUGUUGGAGAAGGAGCAUAGGAAAAUCUUCGAGUUGGUGCGGAAUAUGCUCGAAAAAUUGAAUUGAUCUUUAAGUAAAU